UUGAAGCUUUUUUGUUUUUAUUUACUUAUUCAUAUACUUUAAGUAUUGUAACCUUACUGUUAUUAUUGUUUGUUAUUCGUUUUCAUACUGGUUGUUUUAACCUGUUUUGUUAAAAAUAAAACCUGUUUAAAAAAAUGUGUCAUUGUAGUGUCGGGAACGCGCUGCUAGCAUCAUCGACCGCAAAAAAAGGUCUUUUAAGUUGUUACAUACCUACAAGAGACCCACACGGGGCUGUCGAUACAGAAUGUAAAUCUGUCUAUAAAGAGAUAGAGGGAGAUAGCGAAAACAAUGCGAACUGACACCAACAAUUCACCAUCAGCCUGCUUGAGCACAACCGCUAUCACGUGACUUGACGAUCGCGAGCGCGCAUACGCGCUCCUGUCUUGGAGCGCAACAGCUGCUGAGUGAGUGAGAUUUACAAACAGACAAGUGGGUUCCGCGGGAGGGGGGGUUUCAAAAAAGUCUAUUUAUUUAUAAAAUUGUAUAGAAGUUUAAGUUAAGAAUAACUAGCGACGACCUUGCACUAUGGCGAAUUGGUGCUGGUUGCCAGUAGUGUCAUAUUCUUCUGGAUUCCAGUGGCAUCAGGCAUAAAUUCCUUUUGUUCUUGAGGGACAGCAUGAGAAGGCAUCAAUUUGUUUGGCUCUUACAUCAGUUUUCAGUCAUUAAAUUCAAGUAGCAUCUUUGUUUCAAAAGGAAUUGAACAACUUUAAUAUGUUUAAGUUUAGAAGAAAAGUAAACGGAAACCUGUUGCACGAUUAGGACUUUGGUGAACCCUAACCUGAUGCUCUGUGGUUUCUCAACUAAAUAGCAGUUGGCUUUGAUUUGGGUGUUUGUGCUUAAGAAACCAUGCCUACCCACCCUUUAUUAGCCUAUGUAGAAAGCCCUGAUGGGCUUGGUCAAGACUCUUUGUCGAGCACAAGUGCUAACAUGCCAGGAUCUGGCUCCAGUAUGACCUUACAUAUGAAUGUUCAUGAGAAGAGUCUGCCUGAGGUGGAAGGCUGCAUGCCUUUGGAUUGUAUGUUUUGUGAAAAAACCUUCAAACAUCAGGAGGAGCUAGGCAGUCAUGUACUAACGCAACACCGUACAACACUUUGUGAACCUGCUGUCCUGCGAGUGGAGGCAGAGUUACUGAGUGCAAGAGAGAAUGGUAACUUAGAAGUCAAGCCAUCAGUACAUGAUGAUAAAGAUGAGUUCAGCUGUGAGGUGUGUGCCAUGGUCCUAGAGGAUGCUGCAGAACUGGACGCUCACAUGAGAAAGCACAAAGACUCCUUCACAUACAGCUGCAAUGUGUGUGGCAGACGCUUUAAAGAGCCCUGGUUCCUGAAAAACCACAUGAGGACACACUCUGGUAAACCUGGAUCUCGUAACAAGCCUCAACCAGAUGUGGAGCUUCCUGCAUUUAUCAACAAUGUCAUUCAGGACUCCAUCAUAUCAAGUGUGAGUUCUCCCUAUAAAAUGUGCAUGGUUUGUGGGUUUCUGUUUUCCAGUAAGGAGAUUUUAAUGGAACAUAGCAAGGUACACACUAGGGAAUUGGAGCCAAAUGAAGAGGAUGACCGGGCUGUUGAAGAGCAGCUUAUCACAGGGCAGCCGUUCUCACAGGAGUCCUUUCUUCAUUUCCUUAAUUUGCGUCCCCAUACUUCAGAAGUACAACACAGAGAAGGAAAAUCUGCCAAAUGGAUUGUGCAGCUUGACCCAUUUAAUACAUACCAAGCCUGGCAGCUUGCAACCAAAGGCAAGGUUGCUGUAGGGCCAGGGCAAUCCAAAGAGCCUGGUCAGGAAGUUUACACUGACAAUGAAGAUUCCUCCUCUGAUAAAGAAGAACUGAGCGAAAUUUGGUCUGCCGAAAAAAGUUACAAACCAAUUAAGGAGGGCUUUUCAGGUGUAGGUAGAGUUAAGCAUACUAGCGGAGAUGCACUUUCCCCUGAGCUUGAUGGAAAGCUGUUGCAUGGCAAGGACAAGCCAACUCAAUGCAGUGAAUGUGGAAAGAUGUUUAGAACCUAUCACCAACUUGUGCUGCAUUCCAGGAUACACAGGAAGGAGCGGGGUGGUGCUGAGAGCCCAACUGCCUCAAUUGAUGGCAAACCUCUGAGCAUUAGCUGUGUGGAAAGUGGAAUGGACAGAGCUGAGGAGGGUUCAGAAGAUGGUUCAGAAGAAGGCAACCAUGGUGAAGCAUUUAAUUCAGAUAAAAGUGAAGAUGGCUCUGAAAAAGGGAAAGGCAAAAACUUUGGUUCUUCACGAGAAUGCAGUUACUGCGGAAAAACUUUCCGUUCAAACUAUUACCUCAACAUUCAUCUCAGGACACACACAGGUGAAAAACCUUAUAAAUGUGAAUUUUGCGAUUAUGCUGCGGCUCAGAAGACAUCCCUUCGAUACCACUUAGAGCGACAUCACAAGGACAAGCAGUUGGAUAAUGAACUGACUUCUAAGCCUUUGUUACUAUCAGAGGGUCCUCCACCAUCUUUAGAUAAAUCUCAUCUAGAACUGGCAUGCACAAAAAGCAGUACAAAGAUUCUUGAUAUUAACCAUAAUACGAAACAAGCCAAGCAGAUAUGGAUUCCUUCCAAUAAGGUUUUUGAUAAAGCUCCUCACAGCAGUCUGGCAAAUGUUGCAGAUGCCAAAAAAACAUCUACUGUUAGUCCUUCCUCCUGUGUUCAAUGGAGUCCACAAGUAAAAGAACAAAGGUCAAAUUCUUUCCUUGUGCCAAGUGAUGCUACUGUAGAACAUUCCAGCCAAAAUACUGGGGAUUCUACACCAUUAAAAUGCAAAAAUGAAGAACCCAUAUGCUCAGAACAACAUCCAGAGACUCCGUUAAACCUGUCGUUGAAAGUUUCACUUAAUCUUUCCUCUACCUCAAUUCCCAAGAGUGCUUUACCUGUGAGUACAUGCUUAUCUUGCACUUUUAAAACCUUCCAUCCAGAGGUUCUCCUAAUGCACCAGAAACUGAUGCAUAAAGCCAAACUUGAAAGUAUCAACAGGAACAAACUAAGGGCUACUGGUGGGGCAGUCAGACAAAAAAGAUUUACUGGCUGCCCACCUGCCUUGGAAGGAAAAGAUGUGUCACCAUUGCCUUCCAUUUAUAGAAGCUAUCCCCGCAGGACCAAGUCUCCUCCUUGCCAGCAGCCAAAGGUGCAGAGCAAACCAAAUCUACCUCAUUUGUCUCAGACUACUGUACAUUUGCCUGAAAGAGAGACUAAGAAAAUGAGAGUCAACUCUUCCUCAAGUAUACGCCCUCCUCGGGCAGAUGUAAAAAGAAGUCCUUCUCAGCAUUCUCGAGAUGGUGAAUCUCAAGGGAAAAGGGAGAACUACCUCCCUGUUAGAUCAAAUUUCUCAGAUUGUGAAGGACGUGGUCAGUGGCCUCAAAGUGCUAAAAAUGGAGUUACCUGGAAAAGUGACUAUCUGAGGGCUGGUCCCUCUAGUGUUCUUGGGAAUUCUGCAUGUGUGGAUUUUGGAGAGCCAUCAAAUAAAAGAUUCAAGAGUUCUGGACUGGUAAAUCCUCCACAAACCUCCUCUGAACUUAAAAACUCCAGAAUUGGGGAUAACUAUGGCAGAUUGGUAGUAUCUGGGAGGAACAUGCAAGUAUCUCCUCAUGAGAGUUUACCUUCAAAAAGGGCUACAUCUGGUUCUCCACUGAAGACAUCCUUAGCAUCUUCUAACGUGAGUGAUCAAGACUGGAAUGUUCUAAGUAUUCUCAGGUCCUACAGUCCUAGUGACCUAGCAUCUUUAUACAGUUCAAAUUCUGCCAGCACAAGCCAAGUCUCCACAGCAGGAGUAGAAGGGAACAGACCUUUACAGUAUUUGCACUAUUCAAGCAGUGUCCUACAGAAGAGGAGCAACCCAGGCUCCGUGAAUAACACCUAUUGUGCACCAGCAGACAAAAAAACGGUUUGAAUUCUGUGAAGGUUAGCUGCAGACAUAAUUAUCUUCACACAAAAUAUGGAAAGAAAACUUGAAGCUGCUGCAAUAAGCUGUAUGAUAAAGACUGGAAACACUACUGUUCUAGUGUUGCUUAUGUGAAAAGCUGUGAUACGCAUGAUGCUUCACAAUUAAAAUGUUUAAAGGCAGUUUACAUAAGGAAUGGUGUUGGUUUAAGGGAAAGCCAUAUGUGUUGACUCUCAUUCAACGAAAAUAGUGAUAUUGUCAAAGCACAUGUACAAGUUCCACUGGAAAUUUUUAAAAUCAUUUAUAAAGAAAUACGGAAACAAUCCUGAGUUAAUGCUGUUUAACUGGCUGUGAAAAAGAUAGUGGAUGGGUUGUGUUUACUUCAAAAAUUAACUUUAGGGAACACAGCUUGCAAGGAUUUAGGAAUGUAUUUAAAAUUAUGCCAGGUAGGACAAUUUAUUAACUUUAUGCUAUCAAGGAGUGGAAUCUUACACAGUCACAUUCUAAUCAUUUGAGUAUUACCAAACAUUUCAGUUUAAAAGCACUCUGACUUGUCACCAUUGUGCUAAAUUCAAGAUUUUUUUUUGGCAAAAUAAGACACAUGCCUUACAGGGAUUGAAGUUAAAAAUCUCUGCAGUUAAAAUAGGACCUUCUUAAAGAGCACUGAGUUUUUUCAGGUAGCUGUCAGCACUAUGUAAUGUUUCAGUUUGUUAGAGGCAUUACAGUCAUCUUAAUGAGAAGAGAUGUGUUCUGUUUCGUUUGUCACUGUUUCUUUGUUCUGUAAUAUUUAUGGAGUAGUUGGUAGAUUUUAUGAAUUUGUUCCACUAUCCAUGUGUCAUAUAUAUUAUUUUUGUCACAGUAGAUUUCCAUGAUUUGACACAGCUGAAAUGUGAGUGCAGUUGCCUUACAUGUUAUAGAUACACUUGAUUUUUGCUGAACCUUUUUUUUUUUUUUUUUUUUUGAAAUCUGCUCAAGCAAUUGUGUCUUUUUGUUGCUGAGCUUUCUUUACUGUAAAGGUAUUAUUUAUAAAAGGACAAUUGAGUUGUAAGGAGCAUUUUUGUUGAUUAUCAAGGAGCUGGCAGUAUCAGUUUGCUAAUUUGACUUUCAUCAAUAUGAAGAUAACUUACCAGUCUUACCAGCAAAUUUUUUCUAGGCUCCAAAAAACAACAGUAUAUUUGUAAAUAAAUUGAAUAAAAGUGCACUCUGUAAUAUUUGCCAGUCCAAGUGUUCCCUCUUUAAUAUGUGUGAGGCUUCCUGAAUGAGGAUUCUUUGAAUGGGCACCAUUUUAAAAAGUGGGAGUAACAUUUGUCACCCCUCUAGUAGGGCCUUGCUGCUGUUUUGAGCCAUAUUUACAUAAUCAGUACUUUUGGGUGUGCUUUUUUUAUAAUAAAUUUGCACUUUCUUUGAAUUCAGUUUUGAUACAGAAAUGAGAAAAGGAUUGGUAUUUUGAUGUUUAUAAAAUAUUCUGCGCUCUCCCAUUUUUCAUUGAUGAUGUGAAUUGUGGUCUUAGUAGUGUUGUGCUAGGUCAUGUUUUGCACAUACCAUGCUUCUGAAUUGACGUGAAGAUCACAAGCAUGGUAGAGUGCCAGAUACUUUGUUCUGGAAAGCUGCUUAUUUGCAAUAUUUCCAUAAAAGCUACAUUUUCUAUUCUCUCACUUUGUAUACUUUUUUGUUGUUGUUGUAAGAGAUAUUAUUACCAAGGAUGUAUGUGUUCUGGAUUUUUCUUCAUAAUUUGAUUAUUUUAUUAAUGUAUUGAAAUGCUGCAAGUAGUGUCAUUAUUACAAAAAAUGCAGUUUGGAAUAAAUAAAGAAUCCUAAUGUAUUGAAAUACAA
Erpetoichthys calabaricus (reedfish) is the source of this 5711-nucleotide messenger RNA. It is a transcript of the gene znf217, whose product is annotated as zinc finger protein 217. The record is from RefSeq and is a predicted model, not a curated record. The transcript has 6 exons. Gene Ontology annotation, cellular component: nucleus. The coding region runs from base 847 to 3888 and encodes 1013 amino acids. Lineage: Eukaryota; Metazoa; Chordata; Cladistia; Polypteriformes; Polypteridae. Gene Ontology annotation, molecular function: RNA polymerase II cis-regulatory region sequence-specific DNA binding; DNA-binding transcription factor activity, RNA polymerase II-specific. Gene Ontology annotation, biological process: regulation of DNA-templated transcription.